Molecule: messenger RNA, 1839 nt
Organism: Maniola jurtina (meadow brown)
Lineage: Eukaryota; Metazoa; Arthropoda; Insecta; Lepidoptera; Nymphalidae
Product: general transcription factor 3C polypeptide 6-like
Exons: 2
Coding region: 140-1312 (390 amino acids)
Biological process (GO): transcription by RNA polymerase III
Cellular component (GO): transcription factor TFIIIC complex
Source: RefSeq, a predicted model, not a curated record
AACAGGAACACCAGCAAGAAGAAAAGUCAUCUGAAAGUGAUAACAUUCAACCAGCCGACUUUAAGAGCAUACAAGAUGCAUUAGAGAAAUUUAAAAAGGAUUGGGAAGAAAAUUCUAAGAAAGAAUAAUACAAUAGACUAUGGGUCUAAAAUGCAGAAACAGUAAACCUUUUAAAAAUAAAGGAAUGGAGUGUGCUUUUCAUACACUGAACCGACAUUACAUACGAAUGAAGAAGAAAGACCGGAAAGAGAACACAGACAUACUAUUUUCAGUUUUAGAGGAACUGCUCAAAGCUAUGCGUUCUUGUGACAAUCUUUUCAACAAUCUCAAGCCAAGGCUGGAUUUUCUUGGCAGUUACUUCGACAGAAUACGCGUCGGCCAACCAACUGAGUAUGACAUCAAUGUUAUUUUAACUUUUCCCAUUAACUAUGAUAAAAUCAAAUUGGACGCGACAGACUGUCAACAUGAUUACUCGGCUAUCAUCAUGCCGUCCGAGUUUCGAAGGCUUUCCUCAACACCAGCAACAGCCAAUCAGGGCUUCACUAAAACACACUUAUGGUGCGACAAGCACUAUCGAUUAUCUGUGACGAAGUUUCGUGCGUGGAUGCAAAGUACCGUUGACCAUGCUAUAAAUAAUUUGCCUCAAGAAGAUGGCCAAAGAAUUUUAAAAGUGAAAAACAAAAUCUUUGGGAUAAUUUCAAAAACAUCGGGACCCGCAAACACGAUAACUAUCUUGAAAAAAGACGGUAGCGUGAUCGAUGUCGAUCUAGUUCCGACAUUUUCCUUUCAACUGCCCACUAAACCGUUAAAUUCUAAAAUUGACUUUUCAAAAGUUGAAGCAACAAACAUUCGAAGCUAUUUUCUUGUACCAAAACCAGGGAAUGAUGACUUUAGUUGGAGGGUAUCAUUUCCUUUCCAGGAAAGAUUCCUUUUGCAGGAUAAAAAUAAUUUAAAAAGCGCUAUAAGGCUAUUGAAACACUUCAGGGAUGUUCAAGGAUUUACAAAACUUUCAAGUUACUUUAUUAAAACUCUAUUUUUGUGGGAAUGUCAAGCGAAUGAUGAAAAGUUUUGGAAAAAGAAUUCAUUAUCCUACUUAGUGCUGACCAUGUUGAAGAAGCUCAAGGACUGUUUGGAGCAAAACAGAAUACAAAACUAUUGGUGUUCCAGUCAUAAUUUAAUUGAAAAAAUUAAAACUGACACUUGUCAGAACUGGUAUCAUAGAAUAGCUGUAAUUUUAAGAGAAAUAGAAUAUAUUGGUCAUAGAAAUCCUCAUAUUAUUUUAGAUUACUUUACUGUUAAAAACAAAGCAUAAACAAACUUACAAAAAAUUUCACUACACUAAUGAAUUUUAUUUAUUUUGAAGGUAGUUUUUUAGUCUUGUUUUACUUUUUGCCUGCCGUGAUGCAUGUCACCAGUGUUUUGUAGGAAUAUAAGAAUCUCAAAAUACAACAAGAAUACAAAUGUUAUAGUUUAAAAUAGGAUUCUAAGUUAAUAUUAUUUUGUAACAUCACAAUAGUCAUAGUUGUAAUCCUACAAUGUAUGCUAUAUAAUGUGUUUAGUUUGUUGGUUUGUCCUUCAAUAACACCACAAUAUAGCAACACAAUGUGAUAUUUUUGCAUGGAUUAACUAUAUAGCAUUUAAAAACCGAGAGUGACAAGGUUAGUUUUAAUCAUGGAUUAUAAUUAGUGAGAAUAAGGUAGGUAAUUAUUAUCUAGAAUAGAUAUCAUUAAUAACCCAAAUUUACAUUUUAUUUAGCCUACUUUAAUAUUAUUUAUUAAAAUACAAUGUAUUUUAUCAAAUUGAAGUUGUUUCACUUCCAAAUCCCAAAAUAAUGUUGCU